Molecule: messenger RNA, 642 nt
Organism: Phaedon cochleariae (mustard beetle)
Lineage: Eukaryota; Metazoa; Arthropoda; Insecta; Coleoptera; Chrysomelidae
Source: the annotation of a GenBank genome assembly
AAACUAAUUCUCGAUUCGUAGGUUAACCACUGAUACAGCACAGAUCCAAUAAUACAGCAAUAACCAAGUUGGUUAUUCUAGAUUAAAAGUACUGCAAAUCUCACAUCACAAUGGCUCUCUCAAAUGCCCUAAGUCUAGUAAAUUGGCCAGCUUUGGGAUUCACAGUGCUACCCAAUUUGGGAGGAAUAGCUGGAGGUUUUAUCACCAAGAAUGCAAUCGAGAAAUGGUACAAAACCUUAAAACUACCUUCAUGGAGGCCCCCAAACUGGGUUUUCGGACCUGUUUGGACAACCUUGUACUGUGGAAUGGGCUAUGCCUCUUAUAUGGUGUACCGUGAUGGAGGUGGAUUAAUGGGUCCAGCAAGGUUGCCCCUCACUGUAUAUGGGCUGAAUAUUGUUGCAAACUGGAUGUGGACUCCAAUAUUCUUUGGGGCAAAGAAUCUCAAACUGGCCUUUUAUGAGAUUCAGUUAGUUGAUGCCACUGCUCUGGGAAUGACAUACCUGUUUUACCAAAUAAACCCUACUGCUGGACUUCUUAUUGUCCCUUACUGUUUAUGGUUGAGUAUAGCUACCACUCUGAAUUAUGUGAUAUACAGGGACAACAAGCCCAAAAUCACUGAGUUGAAAGAAAAUUGAAUAUUUU